CCUCCAAGUGCUUCAAAUGGAUUCCUUGAGGACCUGCUCAAUGAUGUUUCCAGGGACUGAGUAUCCCCAACCUGAAGCCCAACCACGAAGGCCCCGUAGUGGCUGUGAAGGGGAGAAGCCUCCUGCCAUACUGCCAUUUCGAGCUGGAGGACUCUGACUACCUCACCGCAAACAGGCGCAACCCAGAGCUGCGAGGGCCCUGGGGGGCUGCGCUGGAUCCCAACACCAGGGUGAUUGAGUUUGCAUCCGUCGGAGUGCACACUCGGAACCGCAGGACCUUCAUGCUUGUGAACCCCACCAAUUCCACCUACUCCUUCCAGUGGGCCUGUGAACAGCCAGAAGACUUGCGAGAACAGUCAGUCUUCAGCUGUCUGACAGAAAUGGGCCAGAUCCGGCCUGAGAAGAAGGCUGAGGUCACGUUUGAAUUCAUCCCGCAGCACCUGGGUACCACAGAAUCGUUUUGGACCUUUGCAAUCCCUGAACAGAACAUCUCAGUCCCAUUCCUGUUGGUGGGCAACACCACCGACCCCUCAGUAUCGCUGGACAGAUCCCACCUGAACUAUUUCUCUCUGUUAGUCGGACAUGAGGCCCACAAGACGGUUCACAUGAUUAACAACGAGAAUGAGACCUUCAGCUUUGCUUUCAGAGACUGCUCGCGCUAUUCAGAGGGACACAUUAACUACCUAACAGUGCAGCCCAUGGAGGGCUGCAUUCCACCUCUUUCCAGCUUAGACUGCUUGUACACCAACACUGCCCACUUGGAGGUGAGCUUCCAGGCUGAAGUGCUGAGUCCUGGAGGGAAGAUGGAGGUGCCAAUCACUUUCUAUCCCCGAGAGGCCGUUUCCUACCACGAUAUCAUCCCCUUUGAAAUCAAUGGGCUCUCCCAACAGACCAUUGAGGUCCUGGGGAAGGGCACGGAGAUGAAGAUCGACAUCUUGGAACCGCCCAGCAAAGUGGUCAGAUUGGGCGCGCUGUCUGUUGGACAAACUAUGAAGAAGACUGUCACAAUAGUGAACAAUAGUGUUGCCCUUCUCACUUUUAACCUAACUUUCAUGUUCACUGUUCCGGAGCUCCUGGAAUCUAAGGUUCUCAGCUUGUCUCCAUCCAGCGACAUAACUCUGAAGCCCAAAGGGGGCACCUGCAGCGUAGAGGUGACUUUCUCCCCAAAGUGCCGCAUCCCGCUGUUCGCAGAGGAGGUGAUGCUCGAGUGCAUGGGGCUGCUGCGCUCCUUCUUCGUGGUGCGGGGCUGCUGCCAGGGCAUUGAAGUGAGCUUGGACCAGGAUCAUAUCCCCUUUGGAGCAGUGGUGCAGCGGAGCCAGGCUUCCCGGCGCGUCCUCAUGCAGAACACAGGAGACAUAGGAGUCAGAUUUAAAUGGGACAUCAAGAGUUUUGAGCCAGAUUUCUCCAUCAGCCCGGUGGAGGGCUACAUCUCCCCAGGCAUGGAAGUCCCCUUCGAAGUGACCUUUCAUCCCUGUGAGCUGAACCCGGAUAUCCACUAUGACAACCUGCAGUGCUGCAUCCAGGGCAGCGAAGCGCUCAAGCUCACUCUGACUGGCUACUGCGUGGUGGUGCCUAUGACCAAAGAGGUGAUGAAUUUCACAUGUCAGGUGCGUGGAAAACACACCCAGACUAUCAUGCUGUCUAACCGGAGCAACCAGUCAUGGAACCUGCAGCCCAUCAUUGAGGGGGAACAAUGGAAAGGGCCUGAAUUCAUCAGGGUAGAGGCCCAUCAGCAAAACAAGCCCUACGAGAUCACUUACAGACCCCUCACCAUGAACGUGGAGAACAAGAAGCAUCAGGGCUCCAUCUUCUUUCCGCUCCCCGAUGGGACAGGUUUGCUGUACCUCCUGCAGGGGACUGCAGAGCCCCCUAAGUCUUCAGGGACCAUUGUCCGAGAGGUGCCAUGCAAAACUACCUACACCGAAUUGCUCCCCAUCGCGAACUGGCUGAACAAGCCACAAAGAUUCCACGUGAUAGUGGAUGUGAUCAAACCAGAAAAGCUGGACAUCACCACCAUGCUGAAGGGGCUGGACUACAUGGAAGUGCCUGCCUCCUCCAAGAAGGACUAUAAGCUCACCUUCUUCUCCUACAAGGAAGGGCUAUUCAGUGCCAAGGUGACCUUUCGCAAUGAGGUGACACAGGAGUACGUGUUCUACCUGGUCACAUUCAAGGCCAUCCCUUCCGGUCCGGUCAGCACCAUCGAGAUGGUUACCCCUGUUCGGCAGAGCACGUCCUCCUCCAUCAAGGUGGAGAACCCCCUCGUCUUCCCGGUGACGUUCAUUACAGACUGCAAAGUGCCCGAUGUCAACCUCCCGCCGCAGUUCAUUGUGCCCGCCCAGUCCGAGGGGGUGCUCGUGUUCGAAUUCCAGCCCCUAAAAGUCGGGGAGGUCAGUGGGCGCCUGGUGCUACAGAGCAGCGACUUGGGCUCCUUCCAGUACGACCUGAACCUGAAAGCCAUUGCAGCCAGGCCGGAGAAGCCGCUGUACUUCCGUGCCAUGCUGGGCGGCAGCCAGAGCAUCACCACCAAGUUCAUUAACUACACCCGGCAAAGAACGGAGUACACGUGCAAGACUGACUGUUCAGAUUUCCACACGGAUAAAAUCAUCAAUGCAGCCGCAGGCUCUCAGGGGGGCACCGAGGUCAGUGUGGACGUGACCUAUGAACCCUACCAGCUGGGUGAAUCAAGAGCAACUCUCAUCCUGUCGUCACCCAUCGGAGGAGAAUACAGCAUCCCGCUCUUUGGCGUGUCAGUGCCCCCCAAGCCCCAGGGCCCCUUUCAGAUCAAGGCUGGCUCCAGCACGGCCAUUCCCUUCAAGAACGUGUUCCUGCAGCACACGGCCUUCACCUACAACGUGGAGAACCCAGCGUUCACCAUCAAGGCUGCUGAGACCAUACGCUCCAAGAAGAACAUCUUCAUCACCGUCUCCUUUGAGGGGAACCCCACUGGCAGCAAGAUGCCCGUCACCAGCAAGCUGGUCGUCUCCUGUGCCCGGGCAUCAGGCAUGGGGGCAGGCAUUUCCUGGGUUUAUUACUUGAAGGGCAUAACCCCUGAGAAGUGACCUAGUGGCACGAAUGCAGAGCAGCAGUGUCCCGGUCCCUAAACGGGCAUUUCCCCCACUUUGCUGAGCCACUUGCAACUUCCAGUGCAGUCAUGCACCUCCUAGGAUCUGAAUCUGACCAGUCUUAAUUUCCCUCCCCAUCUCAGUACAGAAUGGACUCGCUCUACAACACAGAUGUGCCUUGGCAGUGAAAAGCAGCACCGGAGUCUCUUCACCACUAUUUUUGCCAGUACAGAAAAUGUUUAUAGGAUCUGCACGCCUACUGAAAGCAAUGGGUGACUGCAGGAUUGGAUACGGGGCAUGCACAGAACACACCCACCUGUAUAUAACGGGGCUGUUGUUGAAAAUUCCCAAAGAGCAAGCUAACGGAUCUCAUUACUACUGAAGUGACCUGGCAGUCAUAUCACUUGUCCUUGGCCUGAUAGCGUCACUGAUCUUUUAGUCAAAUUAUAUGAAACUUACGAUCUAGAAAGGGGCAUGAGAUCAGUGGGGAAGAUCCCAGCUAUCUGUGUCUAUGGUCUGACUGCAUGCGUCAAGACUGUCAAUUUAUCCUCCCUCAGUUGAUAACCACCAAUAGAAUUGCCUUCAGAUUGCCUUCAAAGUACAAACCGUCCUGCCUGAAGGAGGAUUCACUUACUGUGGAUUUAUUAAAAAUGUCUUGUGUAUAAGCCACCAAAGGUGCUGCAGCUUUUCCCAACAGAGCAGAGCAGAGUUCAUGAAAACACUCACCUUGUACCCCAGAAACAUGAGGACUCCAUCAUGCCUCCCAGCUGAUCUCACCCUCUGGGAUCAGAGGCUAGGAUGACUGUUGGCAGUGUGGUUUCUUUGUUUGCUGUAUGAAAUUGUAUUUUGGAAUAAAGAUAGUUACGCAAA
This is a messenger RNA of Chrysemys picta bellii (western painted turtle), 3932 nucleotides long. NCBI's taxonomy places the organism in Eukaryota, Metazoa, Chordata, Testudines, Emydidae. The record is from RefSeq and is a predicted model, not a curated record.